Hemibagrus wyckioides is the source of this 4541-nucleotide messenger RNA. Its product is annotated as butyrophilin subfamily 1 member A1-like. The coding region runs from base 1043 to 2599 and encodes 518 amino acids. The record is from RefSeq and is a predicted model, not a curated record. Lineage: Eukaryota; Metazoa; Chordata; Actinopteri; Siluriformes; Bagridae. Gene Ontology annotation, molecular function: protein binding. The transcript has 12 exons.
AAGUGAGGCGGUGGAUGUAGCUCAUAAACUGGGCAGGCCCAUGUUGCCAGGCGAGGUUCAUUAUCAUCCUUUUUGUGCUGCGCCUGGUGAGAGUCUUCGUCUGGAAAAGUGCAAAAAAACAGCGAAGAACGCAAACUAUGCUUAGGAGAAGACCUGACAAAAGUUUUAGUUUACAAUUACUAUAUGGCUGUUUGUCUAUAUUUUCAAAUAUAGAAGGAGAUAAGAGUUUUUUCUCUCUCUUUAAUAGUACUUUUUAGUAAUAAUAGUUUAUAUUAUAAUAGUUUACUUUAUUUGUUUGAGUUUGCCAUUGUUGGUGGUGUUAAAGUUAUGUUCUAUUAAAGCCAUAGGUUUCUGCAAAGAACUCAGAAGUGACUUAAUUUUCAUUCAAGAGAUUUAUUCGUUCCUUAAUUUGGUCAUGAAUUGAUUUCCUCCUGUAGCAAACAGUGAGUCUAGUGACCUCUUGUGGUUUUUUGUUUUUUUAAGAAAACUGGAGGAAUUGAAUUUUGUUACAGUGCCCCUUCUCACUUGGUAAUUUACCCAUUAGAUUAGCAAAAUUUCAAAAACAAGUUUAAAGGACAAUAUGUUGAAAGAAGAGAAAAUCUUUAAUCUUGUUUCUUUAUAUAACAAUUCUAUCUCAGUGGAAGGGAUUUUGAUUGUUCAGGACAAAUUCCCUCCCUCAGAUACCACAGCUUCUGCCCGGAUCUCAGCGUGUCUGGCGGACAUUUCAUCAUGGAUGACAGCUCAUCAGCUGAAACGUAAUCCCAGCAAAACUGAACUGCUGGUCAUCCUGGGUGAUUCAUCCCCAGCCCAGGAUCUUGCAUUAUCUCUGAACGACUCAAUGAUCUCCCCUUCAGCCACUGCUCCCAACCUUGGGGUAACCAUGGUCCCACCAUCUCUCAGGGCAAAAGGGUGAACUCACUCCUGAACGGGGUGGUCAGCUGCAGCAUUUAGUGGACUGGGAGGGUUCAGCUUCAGUGUGAAAAGCUGCAUCAGUGUUUAUGACUCCAGCAGAUUUUACUGCAGACUUCAACAAAAACAUCACAUGAUGGAGACACACAUUAUUAUUAAUAAUAACGUCUUUGGUGUUUGGAAGUUGGCUGUCGGCAUUUCAGUUGUAGCAUGUCUUAUUGCUGUUGGAUUGAUAGUAACUGUGUUUUUUGGUUACAAGAAAGUAUCAGAGCUUCAACAGGUGAAGCAACAUGCAGAGCUUUUAAAGAGGAAGUUGUUUGCAGAGCAAUUGCAGGUGAUUGGUCCAGAAGCUCCUCUUGUUGCUGUAGCUGGUGAAGAUCUGGUUCUGCCUUGUUACAUCAAACCCAACACCAGUACUGUGGACAUGACUGUGGAGUGGUUGAGACCAGAGGAAGGACCUUUAUUAGUGCAUCUCUAUAGAGAUCAUAAAGACAGAAAUGAAGGUCAGGCUCAGUCCUACAGAGGAAGAACAUCACUGUUUAAAGAGGAGCUACAGAAAGGAAACGCUUCACUCAAACUCUCAGCUCUCCAAGUCUCUGAUGAAGGAAAAUAUAGGUGUCUAAUUGAGAACAAAUCCUGGUAUGAUGACAUCAUUCUUCAUGUUAUUGUCGAGGUUCUAGGAAGCCACCCAGUGAUCAGGAUGGAGAGUUAUGAUAACUCAGGAGGGAUUAAUCUAGUGUGUGAGUCCAGAGGCUGGAAACCUGAACCUAAGGUUCUGUGGCUGGACAGAGAAGGAGUCACUCUGCCUGCUGAAGAUAUACAGAUACACAAGGACUCUGAGGGCUUCAGUGUUAAAAGCCACAUCACUGUUUAUGAUUCUAGCGACUCCAACAGGUUUUACUGCAGACUUCAACAAAAACAUCACAUGAUGCAGACUGACAUUAUCAUUAAUAGUAAAGUCUUUGGUGUUUGGAGGAGGUUUGUCAUCAUUAUAAUUUCAUCAUGUCUUGCUGUUGGAUUGCUGGUAACCUGUCUUGUUGGAUUAAUAGCUUUUUGUUACCAGAAAGCACCUCAAAAAGACAAGCAAAAUUCAGCCUCAGAGUUUCAAAUGCAGAAGCAAAGAGCAGAGCUUCUAACAAAGAAGUUGUUUGCAGUGGAUGUGACUCUGGAUCCUGAUACAGCUCAUCAUGAACUCACUGUGUCUGCUGAUGGAAAACAAGUGACACAUGGAGACACACGACAGGAUCUCCCUGAUACACCACAGAGAUUUAUGUAUCUUUGUGUUCUGGGAACGCAGAAUUUCUCCUCGGGGAGAUUUUAUUAUGAGGUGCAGGUCAGAGGGAAAUCUGCAUGGACAUUAGGAGUAGUAAGAAAAAACAUUAACAGGAAGGAGUGGAUUCCACGGAGACCUCAGACUGGAUUCUGGACUGUGGGGCUGAGGAAUGAGAAUGAGUAUAAGGCUCAUGCUGGACCUGAUGUCUCCCUCACACUGAGACAGAAGGUGGAGGAGGUGGGGGUGUUUGUGGAUUAUGAGGAGGGUCUGGUCUCCUUUUAUGAUGUGAAGUCCAGCUCUCAUAUCUACUCUUUCACUUCUCAGUCUUUCAGUGAAAAUCUCUAUCCCUACUUCAGUCCUUGGUACGGUGUGAAUGGUAAUGCAGCACCACUGAUCAUCUCUGCUGUUACUGAAUAAAUAUCUGCUUUAACAUUUUGAACAUCCUAUACUUCUAAUCAAAUCAAAUCAAAUCUCUUUAUUGCCACAUCAUCAACACAAGUGUAGAAUAAGUGAAAUUCUUUAGUGCAGCUACAGCCAUUGCAGUUGUAAAUGUGCAACACUGAUAAAGUAUAGUUCAAAUUUAAUCAAAAAUAAGAUUAAAAGAGGAGAAAAGAAAAUAAUAAUAAAUAUAUAUAUAAUAUGUUGCAUUAUUGUGCAGUAUGUACAGUAACAAUGGCAUGAGAUACACAGCAUACUCAGUAGAUACUGCACAGUGUGUCACAGUGUAAUGUGUGUAGCAGCAAGAAUUUCAUGUACAUAGGCAGUGUACAGUGCAUAGUGUACAGAUACAGUACGUUCAAGACUGGCGAGUUAUAAAGUGCAGUGCUUUCUGAUGUUAAACUGUGAGUCAUGUGUGGUGUACUGUUAUUCCUGAUUGUUUAGUAGUCUGACAGCCUCGGUUCAGUCAGCUUGUUUUGGACUUGAUACUGCGGUAUUGCCAUCCUGAAGGCAGCAGACUGUAGCUUGUGGCUCGGAUGGCUUGGGUCUUUGAUGAUCUUUCAGGCGUUCUUCAUACAUCGGCUGACAUAAAUAUCCUGGAGGGAAGGAAGCUCACCUCCGACAAUGUGGUGAACUGCUCGGACCACUCUCUGCAGUGCUCUUCGAUUAAGAGCAGUGUAGUUGUCAUACCAGGUGGUGAUGCAGCCAGUCAGGAUGCUCUCCACAGUGCAGGUAUAGAAUGACUUUAGUAUGUUGGGGUUUGCUCUGAACUUCCUCAGACGCCUGAGGAAUAAGAGGCGCUGGUGAGCCUUCUUCACCACUGCGUUUGUGUGAACAGUCCAUGUAAGGUCCUCAGGUUCCGUUGAUGGUGAUGGGGGUAUGUUCUCUUUCCUGUCUCAUGAAGUCCACUAUUAGCUCCUUGGUCUUUUCGAUGUUGAGAGAGAGAUUGUUCUCUUGACAACAGCGUGUCAGAGUGCUCACCUCUUCUCUGUAGGCUGUCUCAUCAUUAUCUAUCAUCAGGCCUACCACUGGUGUGUCAUCAGCAAAUUUGAUGAUGGCAUUGAAGCUGUGUGUGGCUAUAGGAAUUUAUAAACACUCAUGGAUGUUACUGGAUAAUUUAGAGUUUGUUAAUAUGAUUCCUGUCAUUCAAGCUGCCAUCUGUGCUACUUUCUAGCUCUUUCACUUGAGUUGAAUUUCGAAGGUUAACUAACAUUUUCUCCACCACUAAGGAUCACCACUUAUUAUAGUUGAGCUUCUGACACUUUUAUAUAUACUUUUGACAGCAUUAUAUAGCUGUUAAAGAGGUGAGUUUUCAGGUUGGGAUACUGUUUAAUGCUGUUUAUUUUCUCCUGAACAUGUCAGUUCUUAGUGAAUAAUCUUAAUAUUUGGUAAUCAAUCAGUAAGGUUUGUGUUGUAAUUAGAUGUGGGGAUGUAUUUGAAUUAGACCUGCAUCUCUCCACAGACCUGCAGUUUUAAUCUCAGCUGAAGGUAUGGAGGAUUCACUAACAUGGCAGUAGUUAGUAACUGUGACUAAUGUGGCAUUUACAGAUUUGUUCUAUUUCCGGAUGUCUUGUUUGAAGAACAUACAAGGUUAUUAUUAUUAUUAUUAUUAUUAUUAUUAUUAAAUAUGAGCAAGAAUAUGAAGGACUUCAGCAAAUGGAGUAAUUUAAUGCUCUGGAUCCACCAUGACCCUGACCAAGACAAAUCAUUUAUUGAAGAUGAAUGAAGGAAUGAAGUGACUCACUUCCCUAAACUCCAUUUUUAGGGAUCACUAAGCAAGCAAGAAAGGAAUGAAAAUAAAGGAAAGAUGUAAAAUCACUAUGUUUUAAUAAUAUAAAAUGUAAUUUGAAAAUGUACACAUUUCACAAAUGAAUAAAGAUUAUAUAUUUAAUUCAAUUAUAUUAAACAUAUUUGUAUGAGU